Messenger RNA from Carassius gibelio (silver crucian carp), 2260 nucleotides. It is a transcript of the gene gpatch3, whose product is annotated as G patch domain containing 3. The transcript is spliced from 7 exons. The record is from RefSeq and is a predicted model, not a curated record. Gene Ontology annotation, biological process: negative regulation of type I interferon production; negative regulation of RIG-I signaling pathway; positive regulation of DNA-templated transcription. The coding region runs from base 53 to 2158 and encodes 701 amino acids. Gene Ontology annotation, molecular function: nucleic acid binding. NCBI's taxonomy places the organism in Eukaryota, Metazoa, Chordata, Actinopteri, Cypriniformes, Cyprinidae.
UGCGUCUCUCAGCCGGAUGUGGAUCACGAGUUCGCACUUCGCAGUCUGAAGUAUGGCGGCGUCAGAAGAGGUGACGUUUUUCGUUGUAAACAACAUUCCCGCUCAGUUCCGAUCCGCAGAGCUGAGGAACUAUUUCAGUCAGUUUGUCGAGAGUAAAGGCUUCGCGUGUUUCCAUUACCGCCAUCGACCGGAGCUUCGCUUGCAGACGGCGGACAAUAACGGAUCUCGCGAGAAGAGCGCGGAGGUGAAAACUUGUUGUUGUGUGGUAUCAGUUCGCUCUCGGGAAUCGGACAGAUUCGUGAAGAUGUAUUUGGGGAACCACUGGAUCGACUCUAAAGGAAACUGGCUGAGGAGAAAGUGUUUGAUCCGGAGAGUCAGAGUAUCGGAGCAGGCCGAGCAUGAUUCAUUCCCGUACAAGACGAAGUCCGAGAUGAGACGGCACGUCGCCCAAUCAGAGCACUUCACACUGUCGGACCUCAAGGGCCUGCCGGAGCUCAAUCCGCCCUCUCUCAUGCCGGCCGGGAACGUUGGCACCCCUGUCAGUGUUUUCCUGGAGCUCAUCCAGUCCUGCCGUCUCCCGCCGCGGCUCAUCCGCAAACUAGGGCUCACGUUCCCCAAGACGGGCUCGAGUCGCCGCUACGGGAAUGUGCCCUACAUGUAUCACAAUACGGCCACCGUGAGCCCCUCGGAGGAGAGCGUCUUCACCGCCGGAGGAGUCGAGAUCUCGAGGCCCAGCCGCCUGUACACGCCCACAAGCUCACAGAGAGAAGAUAAGGACACGCCCACAAGCUCACAGAGAGACGAUAAGGACACGCCCACAAGCUCACAGAGAGAAGAUAAGGACACGCCCACAAGCUCACAGAGAGAUGAUAAGGACACGCCCACAAGCUCACAGACGGUGGAUAAGGACACACCCACAAGCUCACAGACGGUAGAUAAGGACACGCCCACAAGCUCACAGACGGUAGAUAAGGACACGCCCACAAGCUCACAGACGGUAGAUAAGGACACGCCCACAAGCUCACAGAUGGUAGAUAAAGACACGCCCACAAGUUCACUGAGAGAAGAUAAGGACACGCCCACAAGUUCACUGAGAGAAGAUAAGGACACGCCCACAAGCUCACAGACGGUAGAUAAGGACACGCCCACAAGCUCACAGACGGUAGAUAAGGACACGCCCACAAGCUCACAGACGGUAGCUAAGGACACACCCACAAGCUCACAGAUGGUAGAUAAGGACACGCCCACAAGUUCACUGAGAGAAGAUAAGGACACGCCCACAAGUUCACUGAGAGAAGAUAAGGACACGCCCACAAGCUCACAGACGGUAGAUAAGGACACGCCCACAAGCUCACAGACGGUAGCUAAGGACACACCCACAAGCUCACAGACAGUCGAUAUGGACACGCCCCCAACAGGCUCAGAGACAGAUGAAGAGGACCCGCCCAGUUCUCCACUUGUCAAUCAAGAGUCAAAGGAUGCAGGAAGUGAAGAGGAGCUGUCCGACCCUGAUGAUGAUGAUGACCGGUGUGAGGAGUGGGAGCGUCACGAGGCCCUCCACGAUGAUGUCACCAGUCAGGAGCGCUCUAAAGAGAGGCUGUUUGAGGAGGAGAUCGAGCUCAAGUGGGAGAAGGGCGGCUCGGGCCUCGUCUUCUACACAGACGCUCAGUUCUGGCAGGAGGAGGAAGGAGAUUUCGAUGAGCAAACAGCAGACGACUGGGACGUGGAUAUGAGCGUCUACUAUGACCCAGACGGAGGAGAUAUGGACUCCAGAGAUUAUGUGCGCAUGCGCUCUGAGAGGAGGCUGCGGGACGGUCUGGAGGGUCUGCCGGGACGCCAGCAGAAAAUCGGCAGCUUUGAGCGCUUUACGAAGGGAGUGGGCCGGCGUGUGAUGGAGAAGCAGGGCUGGAGGGAGGGAGAAGGCCUCGGGAACAGCCGGAGGGGAAUGUCGGAAGCACUGGAGAACGAAGGCCAGCAUCCCAACUGUAAGAGAGGCUUCGGGUAUCACGGAGAGAAGCUCAGCUCAUACCUUCCACUUAAAAAGCCCAGAAAAGACUUUCACAUCUCCACAGUUUAUGAUGAACCUAAAGACAUUGAUAAAGGCGAUGAAGUGCUGCGGCGUCAACCUGGCACCAGCCUGAAGUACAGACACCGCUGAACACUAGUGAUGUGCACUACUGAUGAAACAAUGACUGUUUUUACUCGGAGCUCUGCAUUAUUAUUCUGUAAUUAUUGUAUUAAAGUUUUCAACAGAAAAAAA